GUAUUGCACUAUUUUAUGCCUGCUCCAUAUUCAAUUAUUUACAUGCAUAUUAUUGCAUCUGCAUAUAAAUUAUAGAGAGAGAGUCUACAAGCAAGCUUCUCUCUCCUCUCUCCUUCAACUACACUUCUCACAGCUCAUCCAAUCUCAAAUGCCCAGAUUCUUCACCCAAUUAUCACUCCUUUUCAUCCAAACCUCUUUUUUCUAGAGAGAGAAACUAAAAAUUUCAACCAUGAAACGAGACCACAGCGCCGGCGCUAGCUCGUCCAUGACCGGCGAUAUUUACUCACCGGGAAAAUCAAAAAUGAAAUGGAACGACGCCGAACAAGACGCCGGGGUCGAUGAGCUGCUUGCAGUUCUUGGGUACAAGGUGAAAUCAUCUGAUAUGGCUGAUAUUGCUGAGAAGCUGCAGCAUCUUGAAACAGCUAUGGGCCAGGCCCAACAACAGGAGAUUUCGCAGCUUGGGUCUGAUACGGUUCAUUAUAAUCCAUCUGAUUUGAAUUCCUGGCUUAAUUCAAUGAUCGGUGAAUUUAAUCCCAAUCAGCCCGAUGACAUGUUUGCUCAGUCAUCUUCGAGUAAGAUUAUUUUCGAUGAUUCUGAUUAUGAUCUUAAGGCCAUCCCAGGGGACGCUGUUUUGUCAAAUUCAAAUAAAAGAUUGAAGACGGAGCCGAGUUGGGAGGCUCCGGUGAGUCAGAGCCCGAGCGAAACUCAGAAUCAGGCUGUUCAGGUUUUGGUUGAUUCGCAAGAGAAUGGUGUGAGAUUAGUGCAUAGUUUGAUGGCGUGUGCCGAAGCUGUGCAGGAGAGUAAUUUUAAGUUAGCGGAGGUUCUUGUGAAACAGAUUGGAGUGUUGGCUGUUUCGCAGAUAGGGGCGAUGAGGAAAGUGGCUACUUAUUUUGCUGAGGCCUUGGCUAGGCGGAUAUACAGAUUGUAUCCGCAAACUCAGAAGGAUUCGGGGUUUAGUGAGAUGCUUGAGAUGCAUUUUUACGAGACUUGUCCGUAUUUGAAGUUUGCUCAUUUUACGGCUAAUCAGGCUAUACUUGAGGCGUUUGCGGAUAAGAAGAUGGUUCAUGUUAUUGAUUUUAGUAUGAAACAGGGUAUGCAAUGGCCUGCUUUGAUGCAAGCUUUGGCUUUGCGGCCUGGUGGACCGCCGACUUUUAGGUUGACUGGAAUUGGGCCUCCUUCGCAGGAUAAUACGGAUCAUUUGCAAGAAGUGGGGUGGAAAUUGGCUCAAUUCGCCGAAACUAUUCAGGUUAAGUUUGAGUACAGGGGGUUUGUGGCUAAUAGCUUGGCGGAUCUUGAUGCUUCUAUGCUUGAUUUAAGGGAAGGUGAGACAGUGGCAGUGAAUUCGAUGUUUGAGUUGCAUCAGCUUUUGGCUAGGCCUGGUGCGAUUGAGAAGGUGAUGGCUGCUGUGGCGCAGAUGAAACCAGAAAUUGUAACGGUUGGGGAACAAGAAGCGAGUCAUAACGGACCGCUUUUCUUGGAUCGGUUUACCGAGUCGUUGCAUUAUUAUUCAACUCUUUUUGAUUCGUUGGAGAGCUGUGGUGGCGGGGUUGAUGGUGGUGCAGCCGUGAGUACGCAAGAUAAGGUGAUGUCCGAGGUGUUUUUGGGCAGACAGAUUUGCAAUUUGGUGGCUUGUGAAGGAGUUGAUCGGAUUGAGAGACAUGAACCAUUAACUCAGUGGAGAGACCGGUUUAACUUGGCUCGGUUUGAACCGGUUCACUUGGGAUCUAAUGCGUUUAAGCAAGCUAGUAUGUUAUUGGCUUUGUUUGCAGGUGGGGAUGGGUACAGGGUGGAGGAGCAUGAAGGAUGUUUGAUGUUGGGUUGGCACAGUAGACCGCUCAUUACUACCUCGGCCUGGAAACUCAGUGGUUAACUCGGUCAGUUGAAACUCAUAAUAGCGGGUUAUGUCACUCAGUGCCAGCGAAUCACAACACAGAGAGGUGGUGCACUACUAGAUAACGGCGAUUAUUGCAAGAAAGAGAUAUUACAAGUCUUGUGAUGUUAGACAUGUGUAAUGUACCAACAUUUGUGUGGUUCUACUUUUGUUUUGAUGUUUUUGCAACUUUUAAUUUACAAUUUUCUUCCCUUAUAUUUUAAUUUUUUUAUAUUGGAGGUAAUGGGUAGAAGAAUGGAUGUGAAUUUAUGUAUCUUCUCAUUUCACAUAAUAAUGGUUCUGCCUUUCUUUUUUUUCUUCUA
Molecule: messenger RNA, 2193 nt
Organism: Daucus carota subsp. sativus
Lineage: Eukaryota; Viridiplantae; Streptophyta; Magnoliopsida; Apiales; Apiaceae
Product: DELLA protein GAI1
Exons: 1
Coding region: 230-1870 (546 amino acids)
Biological process (GO): negative regulation of seed germination; negative regulation of gibberellic acid mediated signaling pathway; response to abscisic acid
Cellular component (GO): nucleus
Molecular function (GO): DNA-binding transcription factor activity; sequence-specific DNA binding
Source: RefSeq, a predicted model, not a curated record